This is a messenger RNA of Annulohypoxylon maeteangense, 2083 nucleotides long. RefSeq names its product hint-domain-containing protein. The transcript is spliced from 6 exons. The record is from RefSeq and is a predicted model, not a curated record. The coding region runs from base 1 to 1944 and encodes 647 amino acids. NCBI's taxonomy places the organism in Eukaryota, Fungi, Ascomycota, Sordariomycetes, Xylariales, Hypoxylaceae.
AUGGAUUUGCCAGCUCCUGCGAAGAUGAACGGAGAUGAUGGAAAGUUAAGUUUUGAGAACUUCGGGUUGUCAAUACUCGACAUGGUGAAGCACGCUGCACGCACAAUCCUGAGCACCUUGGAUGAGGGGGACAGGCUCGGGAUCGUGACGUUCAGCAAAGAUGCCACGGCAAGUUUCUCAAGUGCCCCGCGCCGAAAUGAUUAUUUCAACAAGGAAUUAAGCGAAUCUAACAUCGAUAUGAUGACACCGGAUAGUAUGACCAACCUUUGGCACGGCCUACAGAAAGGAAUAGGCCUUUUCGAAGGGGAGGAAGACACGGGGAGAGUACCUGCGGUUAUGAUCCUAACGGACGGGCUGCCCAAUUACCUGUGUCCUGCUCAGGGUUACAUCCCCAAAAUACGCAGCAUCUGGGAAGAUCUGCCAGCAACGAUCCAUACGUUUGGAUUUGGCUACGACAUUAAAUCGGGACUUUUAAAGUCUAUUGCGGAAAUCGGAGGGGGUAACUAUGCUUUCAUUCCUGACGCUGGCAUGAUAGGAACAGUGUUCGUUCACGCGGCCGCCCAUCUCCAGACGACGUACGCCACAAAAUGCUCGCUUCAAGUAACCAUGCCAAAUAAUAUUCGUUUAAGAACAACGACCGGUAAAACUGUCGACCAGCAGGUCAAAGACGUGGGGGGCAACAGGAAACUCACCGUGCGCCUUGGAAAUUUACAAUAUGGCCAGUCUAGAGAUAUAUACCUCGAGAACAUCGACAGUCAGGGUUAUAAAGCCGUCUUUGAUCCCACUACAGGUACUACUAUCAAUGCCAUGCUCAGGUUCACCCAGAUGAGGGCCGCGGAAUUGUGCAGCUUCGGGAUAAAGGAUGUGCUAGAAGAUUCGAUCCUUUCAGAGUCCGAGAUGGCCUACCACCGGAGUAGAUCGAUGAUAUGUGACUUUAUUUCCUCAUUUUUCCCUCUUCGAAAUGACGGCGAAUACGAGACUCGCAAGGAUAUUAAUGUGAAGCGCCAUGCGCCAGACUUCCAGCGGUUGCUAGAGAACAUACCAGCCAGGCUCUACGACGAUAAACACAACAGAUCGCUGAUGGAAGAUCUCGUGGGAAGCUUACCAUCUGGCCAGGUAUCUCUGGCUUUGUCUGAUGAAAACUACUUUCGUCGAUGGGGUUGUCAUUACUUCUUCAGCCUCUGGAAUGCCCAUGCGAAGCAACUAUGCAAUUCCUUUAAGGACCCGGGUCCGUUAUUGUAUAAUCAGAAUCCUUUUUUUAUCAGAUGCAGAGAUCGCCUUGAUCGAUCCUUCGAUACCAUCCCCCCACCUAAGCAAUCCUGUCCCAGUGUGGCUACCACCCCUCAUAUUUAUAUGUCGCGGUUGAACACCCGGAGUGGUCCCUGCUUCACUGGUACGAGCAAGGUUACGCUUGCCAACGGCCACCAAGCACUCGUCCGCAAGCUGCGACGGGGUUCAGCUGUACGCACGCCCAUCGGCAGCCGGAUCGUCGCAGCUGUGCUGAAAACAGAGAUUCGCGAAGUUUCCAUGUGUAGGAUCGGGGACCUCGUCAUCACGCCGUGGCACCCGAUCAGGAUCGACCAUGCGGGAACGCCUGCUCAAUGGACUUUCCCAGCUAAACUCGUGCUUGUGUCCGGACAAGUUCAGCUUGUGACCUACUCAGGACCUAUUUACUCAGUUCUACUGGGACCGGAUUGCAGCACUGAAGCCCAUGCCCUUGAGUUCGGUGGUGUCUGGGCGGCAGCGCUGGGCCACGGCGUUGUCCGGGGAAGAGACGUCCGUGCCCAUCGAUUCCUUGGAGAUUAUAAGAAGGUAGCAAAAGCCAUCGCAAGGUUGAAACCAAGGAAGGAUGGUGUUGCGUUGUCUGGUGGGGUGAAAAGACGGGAUCGUGACGGCCUAGUCUGCGGAUUCAAGGAGUACGCUACUACCCUAUCUUAUGUCUAGGUAGGUAAGUAAUGAAGGGGAUGUGGAAGAAUGGUAAACUAGAGAAAUCACCAGGAAAUUGAGGAUAGUACCUAUCGCAGCAACUCAACAGACGAGGUCUAUUAACAGAAGCUGAUCAGUGAUAGAAAAUUGGAGUGGU